AUGGAGGGUACGCCCGCAGCCAACUGGAGCACCGAGCCGGAGCUCGGGAGCGGCGCGCCACCGGGGACGGAGGGAAACGGCACGGCCGGGCCGCCGCGGCGCAACGAGGCCCUGGCGCGGGUGGAGGUGGCGGUGCUGUGCCUCAUUCUGUUCCUGGCCCUGAGCGGCAACACGUGCGUGCUGCUGGCGCUGCGCACCACGCGCCACAAGCGCUCCCGCCUCUUCUUUUUCAUGAAGCACCUGAGCAUCGCCGACCUGGUGGUGGCGGUGUUCCAGGUGCUCCCGCAGCUGCUGUGGGACAUCACCUUCCGCUUCUACGGGCCGGACCUGCUGUGCCGCCUGGUCAAGUACUUGCAGGUGGUGGGCAUGUUCGCGUCCACCUACCUGCUGCUGCUCAUGUCGCUCGACCGCUGCCUGGCCAUCUGCCAGCCGCUGCGCUCGCUGCGCCGCCGGACUGACCGCCUGGCGGUGCUGGCGACGUGGCUCGGCUGCCUGGUGGCCAGCGCGCCGCAGGUGCACAUCUUCUCGCUGCGCGAGGUGGCCGACGGCGUCUUUGACUGCUGGGCGGUCUUCAUCCAGCCCUGGGGGCCUAAGGCCUACGUCACGUGGAUCACGCUUGCCGUCUACAUUGUGCCGGUCAUCGUGCUGGCCGCCUGCUACGGCCUCAUCAGCUACAAGAUCUGGCAGAACUUGCGACUCAAGACGGCAGCGGCGGCGGCCGAGGGGAAUGACGCCGCCGCUGGUGGGGCUGGGCGUGCAGCCUUGGCGCGGGUCAGCAGCGUCAAGCUCAUCUCCAAGGCCAAGAUCCGCACGGUGAAGAUGACCUUCAUCAUCGUACUGGCCUUCAUCGUGUGCUGGACGCCUUUCUUCUUCGUGCAGAUGUGGAGCGUCUGGGACGUGAACGCACCUAAGGAAGCUUCUGCCUUCAUCAUCGCCAUGCUCUUGGCCAGCCUCAACAGCUGCUGCAAUCCCUGGAUCUACAUGCUCUUCACAGGCCACCUCUUCCACGAACUUGUGCAGCGCUUCCUCUGCUGCUCUGCCAGUUCCCUGAAGGGCAGCCGGCCUGGAGAGACAAGCGUCAGCAAGAAAAGCAACUCAUCCACCUUUGUCCUGAGCCACCGCAGCUCCAGCCAGAGGAGCUGUUCUCAGCCAUCAUCAGCAUGAGCCACAGGCCUGGCCUAGCCUCUGGGUUGUGCGGACUCUGGUCUUCCCCCCUGGUGGCCGUGCAUAGAGCUGUAUAAGGUGCCUAUUGGUGUGUGACCCUCCUCUUUUUGGGAUGGCUAGAGUGUGACUUGACGUGGGAAAAUGUCUCUGUGGGAAAUGAUAGGGCCACGCAGCCAUCAGAGGGUCACCUGGACUCCCACCACCUACCUUCCUUCCUUCCUUCCUUUCUUUCUUUCUUUCUUUCUUUCUUUCUUUCUUUCUUUCUUUCUCCUUCCUUCCUUCCUUCCUUCCUUCCUU
This is a messenger RNA of Psammomys obesus (fat sand rat), 1461 nucleotides long. RefSeq names its product oxytocin receptor (gene Oxtr). Lineage: Eukaryota; Metazoa; Chordata; Mammalia; Rodentia; Muridae. The transcript has 2 exons. Gene Ontology annotation, molecular function: vasopressin receptor activity; oxytocin receptor activity; peptide binding. The record is from RefSeq and is a predicted model, not a curated record. Bases 1 to 1164 code for a protein of 387 amino acids. Gene Ontology annotation, cellular component: membrane. Gene Ontology annotation, biological process: G protein-coupled receptor signaling pathway; positive regulation of vasoconstriction; female pregnancy.